UUUACAAUAUUCAGAGUGAUGGAAAGACUGAACUCAAAGCUGUACUUACAGAACUGCUAUAUUAUGAAGGAAAAUGAGAGGCUAAGGAAGAAAGCACAGCUUCUCAACCAGGAGAAUCAAGCACUACUAUCUGAACUGAAACAGAAAUUGGGGAAGGGAAAUUCAUCAAAAGGAAAUGCUCCAAAUAAUAUUCCUGACCUCAACCUCUGCUCCACCUCCAACCCAAAUCCUGCCAAAUCUAGCAAACCAUGAUUCAGCUAAGUAGAUAUCAUGACCCCGCUGAAGAAUCCCCUAGCCUUCUUUUUUUGUGUAAAACCAUAGUCAAACACUAGUGUAGUUCUAGUUUCAGUUAAUAUAGGACAGUAGUAGUACUUUGCUACCAGGUUUACUUUUGCUUCUAUUUUCAUCUUGGAUACAUCUUUCUUUUCUGGGGGUUUAAGAUAUGGAUUUCUGAACCACAAAGAUGUA
Molecule: messenger RNA, 468 nt
Organism: Pistacia vera
Lineage: Eukaryota; Viridiplantae; Streptophyta; Magnoliopsida; Sapindales; Anacardiaceae
Product: protein LITTLE ZIPPER 4-like
Exons: 1
Coding region: 19-252 (77 amino acids)
Source: RefSeq, a predicted model, not a curated record